Messenger RNA from Trichophyton verrucosum HKI 0517, 576 nucleotides. RefSeq lists its product as uncharacterized. The transcript has a single exon. The record is from RefSeq and is a predicted model, not a curated record. The coding region runs from base 1 to 576 and encodes 191 amino acids. Lineage: Eukaryota; Fungi; Ascomycota; Eurotiomycetes; Onygenales; Arthrodermataceae.
AUGAACUCGUAUAAUGCAGUCUAUCCCAUUGCCAUGUUCUUAUCAUUGUAUAGAUUUAUCAACGGGAAAAGUGCAGCAUGUCCGUUCCCUGGUAGCCUCGGAACAUGGAAAGCCCUCGCGAGUGAUGCCGGAGCUGAUAUGAUCGCAAAGGCCUCCAUUCACUUGUCUCUACAUCCUAGCCCAGGGAUCAAAGGAGAAGGGUUCAACGUAGCAUCUUCAGAGACACCGUGGAGCUGGGAGAUGAAGUGGCCGCCCCUUUGCGAAUGGUUUGGGCUCAUUGGAGAGCCGCCAGUGGAUAAUGAGAAGAGCAAAACGUCAUCACCAGGACCUGACAGGUAUAUUCAAUCACAUGAGACGGAAUAUAAGCGUAUGAUACAAGAGUACGGUCUAAAGGCUUGGAAUGUUGCUUCCCCAUCUAUGGAUGGGUCAGAGAACUGGGGUUUGACCAAGCUAAAUUUCGACCGGCACCUCGACCUCCAGAAGUUAAGAUCCACUGGCUUCAUGGGAGACGAGAGUCCACGAGAUACGUGGAUUAAUGUUCUGGAGUUGAUGAGAGCAGCGAGGUUUAUUCCAUGA